Peromyscus californicus insignis is the source of this 438-nucleotide messenger RNA. Its product is annotated as prolactin-inducible protein homolog. Gene Ontology annotation, molecular function: aspartic-type endopeptidase activity. The transcript has 4 exons. Gene Ontology annotation, cellular component: extracellular region. The record is from RefSeq and is a predicted model, not a curated record. Gene Ontology annotation, biological process: regulation of immune system process; proteolysis. The coding region runs from base 1 to 438 and encodes 145 amino acids. NCBI's taxonomy places the organism in Eukaryota, Metazoa, Chordata, Mammalia, Rodentia, Cricetidae.
AUGCUUUCUCUACAAGUUCUCCACCAGCCGGGAGCUGUUAUACAUCUCCUGGUUAUGUGCUUAAUUCUGGAGACUGCCUAUGGUCAGGACAAUAGGAACAAUCUAUUUUCAGUAAACAUGGAAAUGUCUCCAAUGGAAAAUGCAGAUGAAUUUAUAGUAGAAAUCACGAUUACAAACAAUGUGGAUAAAUGUAUGGCGGUAAAAGUCAGUACUGAGGACAAUCCAAACAUCGAGUAUCUUUCUGCUCAUGCAGCAUACACUGCUUGCAUAUGUACCACAAACAACUUCUUCUGGAAUAUUCAAGUCUCUGGUAAUGCUGUCCUACAAGGAAAGGCGGAAGUUGUGCCAGCUACGGGCAUAUGUCCUGAAGGUGAGAAAAUAUACCCAGUGACUACCUACAUGAGGACUACUUCACGUGAAAUCUCUGUAACACCAUAA